Capra hircus (goat) is the source of this 4596-nucleotide messenger RNA. RefSeq names its product SEC14 like lipid binding 1 (gene SEC14L1). The record is from RefSeq and is a predicted model, not a curated record. Lineage: Eukaryota; Metazoa; Chordata; Mammalia; Artiodactyla; Bovidae. Gene Ontology annotation, biological process: negative regulation of RIG-I signaling pathway. Bases 176 to 2323 code for a protein of 715 amino acids. The transcript is spliced from 16 exons. Gene Ontology annotation, molecular function: RIG-I binding. Gene Ontology annotation, cellular component: cytoplasm; cytosol.
CCCCCGCCGACCCCCCCGGCCCACUCCCCGGAACCGGCGGCGGAGCUGCGGCCGGCCGGCAGUGGAACGGCGACGGCGCCACGGAGCCGCCGGCAUGAGCGCCCUCGGCCGCCCCGCCUCCCCGGCCCGGCUUUUCUGACGAGAGGUGUGAAAGGAUUGCUGUUUUAUCGCAAUCAUGGUGCAAAAAUACCAGUCACCAGUGAGGGUGUAUAAACACCCCUUUGAACUAAUUAUGGCUGCCUAUGAAAGGAGGUUCCCUACGUGUCCUUUGAUUCCAAUGUUUGUGGACAGUGACACUGUGAAUGAAUUCAGGAGUGAAGAUGGGGCCAUUCACGUUAUAGAAAGGCGCUGCAAGCUGGAUAUAGAUGCUCCUCGGCUGCUAAAAAAGAUUGCAGGAGUUGAUUACGUUUAUUUUAUCCAGAAAAACUCACUGAACUCCCGGGAACGUACUUUGCACAUUGAGGCCCAUAACGAAACGUUUUCUAACCGGGUCAUCAUUAACGAGCACUGUUGCUACAGCGUUCACCCUGAAAAUGAAGACUGGACCUGUUUUGAACAGUCAGCAAGUUUAGAUAUUAAAUCUUUCUUUGGUUUUGAAAGUACAGUAGAAAAAAUUGCAAUGAAACAAUAUACCAGCAACAUUAAAAAAGGCAAGGAAAUCAUCGAGUACUACCUUCGCCAGUUAGAGGAAGAAGGCGUCACGUUCGUGCCCCGCUGGACUCCACCUGCCGCCGCCCCCUCUUUGGAGACGUCCUUGUCCUGCAAGAAACCAGCAGCGUCCCUGACCGUCGUCGUGCCUGACCCCACGCUCAAGGAAGGGCUGAGCAGUGAGCCCCUCAGCACCCCGAGCGGGGCACCCGAGCCCACCGCAGGGACCCCGGACGACAAACUAGACGCAGACUACAUCAAGAGAUACCUGGGUGACCUGACCCCACUGCAGGAGAGCUGCCUGAUCCGGCUUCGCCAGUGGCUCCAGGAGACCCACAAGGGCAAAAUCCCGAAAGAUGAGCAUAUUCUCCGGUUCUUACGCGCCCGGGACUUCAACAUCGACAAGGCCAGAGAGACCAUGUGUCAGUCUCUGACUUGGCGCAAGCAGCACCAGGUGGACUACAUCCUCGACACCUGGCACCCCCCCCAAGUCCUGCAGGACUACUACGCAGGCGGCUGGCACCAUCACGACAAAGACGGCCGGCCCCUCUACGUGCUCCGGCUGGGGCAGAUGGACACCAAAGGCCUGGUGAGGGCCCUCGGCGAGGAGGCCCUGCUGAGAUACGUUCUUUCCAUCAACGAAGAAGGCCUGCGGCGGUGUGAAGAGAACACGAAGGUCUUCGGCCGGCCUAUCAGCUCCUGGACCUGCCUGGUGGACCUGGAGGGGCUGAACAUGCGGCACCUGUGGAGGCCGGGCGUGAAGGCCCUGCUGCGCAUCAUCGAGGUGGUGGAGGCCAACUACCCCGAGACGCUGGGCCGCCUGCUGAUCCUGCGCGCCCCUCGCGUAUUCCCCGUGCUCUGGACGCUGGUUAGUCCAUUCAUUGAUGACAACACCAGAAGGAAAUUCCUGAUUUAUGCAGGAAAUGACUACCAGGGGCCUGGAGGCCUGCUGGAUUACAUCGACAAAGAGAUCAUUCCGGAUUUCCUGAGUGGAGAGUGCAUGUGUGAGGUGCCGGAGGGGGGCCUGGUGCCCAAGUCCCUGUACAGGACCGCGGAGGAGCUGGAGAACGAAGACCUCAAGCUCUGGACCGAAACCAUCUACCAGUCCGCCAGCGUCUUCAAAGGGGCCCCGCACGAGAUUCUCAUUCAGAUCGUGGACGCCUCAUCAGUGAUCACGUGGGAUUUUGAUGUGUGCAAAGGGGACAUUGUCUUUAACAUCUAUCACUCCAAGCGGUCGCCACAGCCACCCAAGAAGGACUCCCUGGGGGCGCACAGCAUCACUUCCCCAGGAGGGAAUAACGUACAGCUGAUAGACAGAGUCUGGCAGCUGGGCCGGGACUACAGCAUGGUGGAGUCACCCCUGAUCUGCAAAGAAGGGGAGAGCGUGCAGGGCUCCCACGUGACUCGGUGGCCAGGCUUCUACAUCCUGCAGUGGAAGUUCCACAGCACGCCGGCCUGCGCUGCCACCAGCCUGCCCCGCGUGGACGACGUGCUGGCCUCCCUGCAGGUCUCCUCCCACAAGUGCAAAGUCAUGUACUACACCGAGGUGAUCGGCUCCGAGGACUUCAGAGGCUCCAUGACCAGCCUGGAGUCCAGCCACAGCGGGUUCUCGCAGCUCAGUGCCGCCACCACCUCGUCCAGCCAGUCCCACUCCAGCUCCAUGAUCUCCAGGUAGUGCCCAGUGCGCGGAGGGGACGGCCCACCACCUCGGACCGCCGCCCGCCCGCCCGAGAGCGGCCGCGUUGUGUGAACUGCUCUGGCCCUCUAGGUAGCAGAUAGCUCUGCAGAUGGUAAACGUAGUCACUGACCCCGAAGCUGUCUCGACAGGUAGUUGUAACUCUCACUCAAUAGCCAUAGAUUUUGUAUACAGUGUGCACAAAAUCCAAUCAGAGCACAAGGGCUCUCUUCAGAGAAAAGUAGUUUAUAUACCAAUUAAGAGGUUGACUUUGUCUCAAAGUGGAUGCAAAAAAAAGCGAUUCCAGCCACCUCCUCACUGUCCCUUAGUGGAUGAAGUCCCUCCACCACCCAUCCGAGGUGACCCGCCUUCCUCCGAGGUGACCCGCCUUCCUCCGUGGAGCAGAAGCUGCCAACUGGUCCCCCGCCCGCAGCUGGCCCCCACCUCCUCCCUGCCGGUGGUCGAUGCACUCCCUCCGAGGGCGGUGACCGCCCUCCGGGUUCCUGUUCCUCUGAGUAGUCGCCGCCUAACUGGAAGGACUCAGACCCAGCUCUGGGACCAAACAGACCCGCUGUUGUAAAGUGGGUGCUGGGGGCUGGGGCUCUCGGGGACCUCCCAUGACGCCAGGAAGAACACCACCAUCAUUAAACAUUAUUUUCUCUCUCCUCCCUUCAAAUCUUUGGUCCUUAGAGCACACACUUUCUCUGCCCGUGAAUGUGGGCCAAGGGCCUCCUCUUCCUCUUCCUCCUGGUGUGCCGCUCUCCUUCCUGCAUGGGUCACUUCUGAGCUCCUCCACUUGCCUCCCUGGGCCCCUCACAGCCGGGUAGCGUCAGCACCCGGGUGGUCCUUCCUGUCACUGGAGGUGUUUCAGGGGCAGCGAGGCCCACUUGCCGUUUUGAAACGGUCCCACGUUCGCUGUAGCUGACCAGCGUUCUCACCACAUGGCUGUGCCAGGACCGCCUGUGGCCUGAGGAGCCCGGCUUCUUUGUGAAAGGAAGCUGUGGAUGUGUGUGCACACAAGCUUGUGUCCAGGGGUGGGUGUGUGGCAGCAGGGAAUGGGAUGAGUAGAAACUUGGCUCAAGUAAGAGAGGAUUCGAUGUCCUUGAAGCAGAUCAGAUUAUGAAGUUGGUUUGCUUUUGAUUUUUUCUUUAUGGUUCUGAUCGCCAAGCCUGGUCUACCUUUUUUAUUGGCCCAUCAUUUUCUCAUCUUUUUAUGGGAAAAGCAGGUUUUCUGUGAGUCUGUCCAGUUGCUGCUUUGGGUCAGUCCCCACGAUGAAUGAAGGCGUGUCACGUGGUGGUGUGUGUGGCAGAGGCUGUGCUUUUUAAGAAUCUGGGCCAGGAGCCAGGCGCCAUCUUCAGCGUGAAGAAAUCCGGGCCUCAGAGUGGCAUUGUUACGAAUCUGCCCUGGAGGCAUUGGGUGGAUUGCUGUGUGGACCCGGCGUGCCGGGGGGCGGGGUCAGGAGGGCUGGGAGGGGCGGAGCCGCGCUCCGCUGGCCGCGGCUCUCCAGUAGGUGCCCCAGUGGGUGCCGCGCGCUGAGACUCUCCGCCGCUCCCAGGGCCGUGGGCCUGUGUGGAGCACAGCCGAGCCUUGGCACCUAGAGGCUUGUUUCCAGAAAGCACAGGAGGGCUAGUUAGUGGAUCCACGCUGCUUGCUGUCGGUGCUUCCUGUUUCCAGAUUCUAAGGACCUGAAGAUGGUCCCCUCUCUCUUUCUCUUUCUCUGUCUCUCUGUGUCUCAGAUGGCGAUUUUGCUGACAGCUGCCAAGAAAACGCUUCACUCGACAGUCCACCUCAGCCCAGGGAUGUUUGUAGAACUAUUUGAAUUGCAGCCACCCCUUCCCCCAGGCUGAAGACCAGUUCUUUUUAAGUUGACUCAGAAGUGGCACUAUUUUAUCCCCAGAGUUGACUGUAACUUUAAGAGUUCAAAGCACAUCCCUGCACACACCUUCCAGGGUUCCCUCCGGAGCGCCCGCCCGCCCGGUCUCCUCGGGAGGGGCUGUGGGGCAGGCGGGCAGGCUCACGCGGCGCCCAGCCCGCCUUCAGCGCCCUGCGCCCUGUUUCAGAUGCUGCUGACAUGCCACCUUUCUCCAGCACUAACGGUCCUUCUGGUUUCCCCUCUGUUACUAGUGUCUUAAUUCACCUUCUUUCCUAAUGUCAUUAUUUACGUAUCAAAUUCUGUAAAUGUUUUGUAAACAUAUUACCUCACUCUUGGUAAUACAAUACUGAUAGUCUUUAAAAGAUUUUUUUAUUAUUAUCAAUAAUAAAUGUGAACUGUU